AUGUCUCCCUGUCCUUCAGAAUCUAACUUAAAUGAAACCUCUGUAGAUCUUUAUGAGAAUUUCGGGUCGUAAAUGGAUGACAAACGUAGCUUUUAAUUGCAGCAGUAUCCCUCAUAUGUUGAUUCGGUGAGAUAUAGUAUCGGAACAGUUUACUUAAAAAAUGUCAGUGCUAGUAAAGAACUAAGUUUCGAUAAACAAAGACCUCAGUGGAAGCAAAGUAUGAUAGACUAAAAUUCAAUGAGAGUCACACUAUGUGAAGAUAGCAGAAGUCUUCCAAUAAGUAGAAGUAUCCUGAGUAGUGGCACAAUAAGUGAAUCAAUUAAUAACUAAACAGAUUCUAUAAGUUAAUAUUACCGGACUGUACUCUCUUAGAAAUAUCAGAAAAAGCAUAUUUCAGUAACUCAGGCUCAUAAUUCUCUGGAAAAUAGCUUAGAAAGGAAGCCUUAACUUUUGGCAAAGGCUUAGUUAGAAUGGUAAUAGAGAUCAUUAGAAUCUUAAAGGCUAUAUGCGCAAAUGGUUAAAUAAUAGGAGGGUAAAUAGAAAAUUCCAAAUAUGAUCAAAUUGUUAAUAGAGAAGAAUUACAAAGCGCUGAGUGCUGUUGAAAAUUUUGAGGAGCUAAAUAAAAAGGAUUAGUUAGGUCAUUCGCUUUUAGAUAUGAUUAUUUUGUAUGGCGAGUCACUGCAUAAUAAAAAAGUAAUGCUAAAAUAUUUCCUAGACAAAGGCGCAUCUAUACGAAGUAGACACAUAUAGAUGCUUAUUGCAGAUCAAGACUAGGAUUAAUAACUUAUAUUCAGAUUGCUUUGCUCAGCUCACUAUAAAAAGAAAAUUAAGCUUCUAAAAGAUUUUAUUAAGAAUGAGCUUCCGGCUCUUGAUUUCAGAGACAUUGAUAUAAAGAUAGAAAGAUCAAAUAUUAUUAAAGCUUUUGUUGGUGUCAAAUUUGAUCGAAUUCAAAUAAGAAGGAUUUUUACUCAGUAAUCAUAGGAUUUAUCAAUACUUUACUCAAAGAAUAAUUCUAAAAUACUAGAGAUAUAUAUCUAGCAAGAAACUUAGCAAAUAACAGUCAUCGACUACAUUAAGAAGUAGCAGAUGAACCUCUUAGAAUCAAUGGAUAUCCAGUUUAUAAAAGAGCUGAUGGAGAAGUUUGAUAUAUCAAACAGAUCAGUAAGAAAAUCAAUGAUGAAGACCUAAAAAAAGUGCAGUAUAUAAUACUACAAAGAUUUUAAAUUGUAUUACAGUCAGCUGCGAAAUCACAUAAAGGAGUGCCAAUUAUACAGCGAUUACAUAAACUAGCCAUUCAAGUAGUUUGUGGCUUAGCAUUUAGACAGAGAAUUUACUUGCAGUUUUUUAUAGAAAGGCGAGCAGGAGAUCACUAAGGAUGAAUUUAAGUUGUUUCAAUCAAUGGUAAAGCAUGGCCUCAUUUUUCUCUAUGGAUUCAAUUUCGAUCAGAAAUAGAUAACCAAAGAACUAUUUAAAAACUAUCUCAAAUAGCUUGAAUGGUGUGAGUUUUAGUUUGUAAAAGAAAUCACUAUAAGCCAGUUUUUCAAGGUUAAAAUAGACUUUGUCAGUAAUAAGACUUAGAGUAAUUUAGAGGGCUAGCUUUAAGCCUAAAUCAAUCAUGAUAGAGCAAAGUUCAAGGAAAUGCUAAAUAUAUUCACAAUAAGCAAUGGACUUAAAAACGAUUUAUUUAAUAUCCACCUGAAUUAUAUAUUCAAUAUUUGA
This is a messenger RNA of Stylonychia lemnae, 1719 nucleotides long. The record is from the annotation of a GenBank genome assembly. Lineage: Eukaryota; Ciliophora; Spirotrichea; Sporadotrichida; Oxytrichidae.